CUUGGAAAAGUCUACCACAAGACAGAGGCACACAUGCAAACAAAACGGAGCACGGUAGAGAUCAAAUCGACACAAACUGGGAUCUUGCCGAGCUGCGUUUGAAGCGAGAAGGACACGAGAAACAGAAGUACUGGAGCUUUGUCUGGGAACAGUGACAGCAUGCUUUCCGAUGUCCUAUGUGUGGAGGAUUCGGGAGAGGGCAGAGGGCAUUUAAAGAGGUACCGGUGAGGCCAUCUGCAGGGAAAUGCGCUGACGUCAGAUAUUUGCAUUUCAGGAGGAGGAUGCAGUGAAUAUUCAAAAGAAGAGGGGUUUACAUAGAUCAGAGCAGGCUGUCAGUGUGGAGUAUUGCUGGAGGCUGCGGGGCUGCUGUGUGCUGUGGGAAGUUCUUGAGAGUGCAGAGUGGCAGUCAGUCACAGAGAAACUCUUGAACAGAAAGUGGACUGGCGCUCUUUCACGGAAAGGAUAUAAAAACGCAGCCUCACACAUCCGCCUCUUUGCCCGGGUGUGUUCGUUGUGGCUGCGCCUCAGGGAUUUGAAGGAGGAGGGCGUCUGGGGUCAGUGCUGGAGUGAUGGUGGUGGUGUGGCCGCCUCAGGAGUGGGCCUGCCAGGCACUUCUCCUGCUGACUGGACUGGCAUCACUGAGCUGUGGGUCUGAUGCCAACAUGUUGGACACCAUGCUGCUGAAGAACGGAUGGAAAGGGGGAUCGGAGCGAAGGUUGGAGGAGAGCAGCAGCACAGCCCCGGUUCCACCUCAGAACAUGCUUUGGUGUCACUGCUACCACCACUGCCCCGAAGACUCUGUCAACAACACAUGCAUGACUGAUGGUUAUUGCUUCACCAUGGUUGAGGAGGAGGAGGGGGGUCAUGCAGUCGUCACUGCAGGUUGUUUGGGUCUCGACGGCUUCGAGUUCCAGUGCAGGGACACGUGGAAUGCACGUUCGAGGAGAGCUCUCCAGUGUUGCACAGAUCAGGAUUACUGCAACAGAGACUUGUAUCCUACUCUUCCUCCACUCAUCACAACAGAUUACGUUGACAGCAGUAUCCAGUACAUGGCACUCUUCAUAUCAAUCACCGUCUGCAGUAUCAUCCUUGGUCUCAUCCUCCUCUUCUGCUACUUCAGAUAUAAGCGGCAGGAGUCAAGACCACGUUACAGUAUUGACCUGGAGCAGGAGGAGACGUACAUCCCCCCCGGGGAGUCCCUGAAGGACCUGAUCGAGCAUUCACGCAGCAUCGGGUCAGGCUCUGGGUCAGGACUCCCUCUACUGGUGCAGCGCACUAUCGCCAAGCAGAUUCAGAUGGUGAAGCAGAUCGGAAAAGGGCGAUACGGAGAAGUCUGGAUGGGCAAGUGGAGAGGAGAGAGAGUGGCUGUUAAAGUGUUCUUCACCACAGAAGAAGACAGCUGGUUCAGAGAGACUGAAAUAUAUCAGACGUUCCUAAUGAGACAUGACAAUAUAUUAGGAUUCAUAGCUGCUGAUAUUAAAGGAACCGGCUCAUGGACUCAGCUCUACCUUAUCACAGACUACCAUGAGAGUGGAUCUUUAUACGAUUACCUCAAGUCCAACACCUUAGACGUCAAGGCUCUGCUCAAACUGGCCUACUCGUCAAUAUCAGGCCUCUGUCACCUGCACACUGAGAUAUAUGGCACACAGGGCAAACCGGCCAUCGCACACAGAGACCUGAAGAGUAAAAACAUCUUGGUAAAAAAAAAUGGAUUCUGUUGUAUAGCAGACCUUGGACUAGCGGUCAAGUUUAAUAGUGACACCAAUGAGGUGGAUAUCCCUCCUAACCUACGGGUUGGUACGAAGCGUUACAUGCCACCUGAAGUGUUGGAAGAAACCCUGAACAGGACCUACUUCCAGUCUUUUAUAAUGGCUGACAUGUAUAGUUUUGGCCUCAUCGUUUGGGAGAUGGCCCGACGUUGCAUCUCUGGAGGCAUCGUGGAGGAGUACCAGCUGCCCUAUCAUGACCUUGUGCCCACUGAUCCGUCCUACGAGGACAUGAUAGAAGUUGCCUGCAUUAAGAAACAAAGACCUUCAUUUGCUAACCGCUGGACAAGUGAUGAGUGUCUAAGGCAGAUGGGAAAACUGAUGUCCGAGUGCUGGGCUCACAACCCGGCCUCUCGCCUCACAGCCCUGAGGGUGAAGAAGAGCCUGGCAAAGAUGUUAGAGACCCAAGACAUCAAACUGUGAGAGAGAGAGUGAGGAUCUCAUCACCAGAGACUUGUCACUGCCACUGGCACAGCGCCACUUACACUGGCCAAUGAAGGAAGGAGGGGAGAGACUGUGAACGAAAGGACAAAAGAAACUGACAGCGAGGAUAAGCAAUGAGGAUAACAGUCUGCUGGCAGCCCAAAAAAUGAGGGGCAAAAUAUUUAUUAUGUCAGGGGAGAUAUGCCCUUCCAUUGUCUGAGCCACCUCUGCCUCUGAACAAAUGUUCAGGUGUUGCUUUCUGUGAAAGCUGAGUGGUUGUCGCUUGCAAGAGAAGAGCACUAAAUUCCCUGUGAUUUGUUCUGAAUUGAGGAAGCUCCUGCUCUGCUCUUCUAAAGCAAUAUAGCAGUAUUCUAUGUGCAGUUUUUUUGUACUGUUACAGUUGCUUUCACACCGUCAAUUCCAUUCAUGGUGACUGUCAUCCAUCUUAAGGAAGAAAAACAUUGAUCAAAGACCUCAUUGUAAAUUAUAUAAUUUUGUGGAACAAAGCCGAGUAAGAAAAGUAAAUUAAUUAUAAAACAUAUGUCCAGCAGAAACAGAUUUUUUUUAUAAAUGUACAAUGAAUUUCAAUAUUAAAAAAAACCUCUGCCUAAACAUUUGUCAUUGAGGAAUUUGGAAAUUUGGAUUGUCCUUCAGCAUUAGCUGAGGCCUUGCUCUUUCUCAUCAUCUCUUCUUUCUGCUCACAAUUCAUUUGUACAUAAUCAAGCGGGAAUCUAUUGAUAAUUAUUACAUUGCUGGAUGUCAUAAUGUGUUUUUGAGGAUUUAUCUGUGUAAAGAAUAUUUCCCGUCCACUCUACCACUAUGGCAUGUGCCUUAUUUAAUCUGUACAUAUGUGAUUAAUGAGAGUGUAUGAGUGGAUCUGGAUGACAUUCCCCAAUAAAAACUAUUAUGUGUAUCAAA
Gymnodraco acuticeps is the source of this 3107-nucleotide messenger RNA. RefSeq names its product bone morphogenetic protein receptor, type IBb (gene bmpr1bb). Gene Ontology annotation, cellular component: signaling receptor complex; plasma membrane. Bases 570 to 2189 code for a protein of 539 amino acids. Gene Ontology annotation, biological process: cellular response to growth factor stimulus; BMP signaling pathway; protein phosphorylation. The transcript has 14 exons. The record is from RefSeq and is a predicted model, not a curated record. NCBI's taxonomy places the organism in Eukaryota, Metazoa, Chordata, Actinopteri, Perciformes, Bathydraconidae. Gene Ontology annotation, molecular function: ATP binding; SMAD binding; transforming growth factor beta receptor activity, type I.